Notolabrus celidotus (New Zealand spotty) is the source of this 5692-nucleotide messenger RNA. It is a transcript of the gene recql4, whose product is annotated as RecQ helicase-like 4. Gene Ontology annotation, cellular component: nucleus; chromosome; cytoplasm. The transcript has 28 exons. Gene Ontology annotation, biological process: telomere maintenance; double-strand break repair via homologous recombination; DNA replication. The coding region runs from base 540 to 5513 and encodes 1657 amino acids. The record is from RefSeq and is a predicted model, not a curated record. NCBI's taxonomy places the organism in Eukaryota, Metazoa, Chordata, Actinopteri, Labriformes, Labridae. Gene Ontology annotation, molecular function: nucleic acid binding; ATP binding; four-way junction helicase activity.
AAGUUCGCAUUUCAAUAUGUUUUGCUUUGUGUUCUCAUUGCUAAUGUUUUUUUGAGUUUGUAGAUUAAAUAGAUGUUAAAAAGAGAGUUUUUUGAGAAUGGGGGAUUCAGGACAGAACUUGGCAACACAAGCUGUCAUAUUUCUGGCGCGGGAAAAUCGUAAACAACACACAGGAGGAAAUGCGUUAGCUUCAGUAUGGGUUAGGGUAGUUAUAACAGUACCAUAGACUGUAUAAACAAGGACAGUAAACAUUAAACCCCUCCGUCUUUAACUUGUAUUUAAGAAGAAGAAGAAGAAGAAGAAGAAGAAGAAGAAGAAGAAGAAGAAGAAGAAGAAGAAGAAGAAGAAGAAGAAGAAGAAGAAGAAGAAGAAGAAGAAGCUCACCAUAGGCAUUAAGAAUCAGUAACCUUUCGCUGCUUCCACAACGCCGUGUUUAUCGCAAAUGGGUCGCCGUAGCUGAAUAUUUCCUGACAUUACGCAUGUGUGCAUUCAACUAAAAGAAAACCCUGUAAUUAAAUCUGUAUGGUAAGAAGGGUCGAAUGGAUCGAUACAACGACGUGAAGCUUCUGCUCAAAAACUGGGAGCAGGGCUUUGUUACACAACAUCAGAGGAAACCAAACAAGGAGGAUAUUGAUCAAGCUCCAGAGGACACAAGGAAUCUGUACAAAGAGUACCGCAGUUUGAAGCAAGCUAAGGAGAAUAGCAGCAGUGAUGCUUCACACCGCCAAGCUGAUCAGUCAAAAUCUACAGCUGAGGUCAACACACCCCAGAAGGAAUCAGACUGUUGGGGUUCCCAUCUGAACCGCAGUGCAAUUGUUGCAUCAUCUCCCAGACUGACAGCUGAGGACAGAGACAGCCUGAAAGCUUCAGCCCAAUAUUAUGGUCUGAAGCUUAAAAACAACUUGGCUACACUCGGAAAGGAGAGACCUGUCUCACUGAAGAAAUCGGUCGUGGGUCGGUUGCCUCUGAAUGCUUUGAAAGAAGGAGCAACGAGAGAGACGAACAGGCCUGCUUCUGCUGCUGCCACCAACAAGUCCACUCCCACUAGACUUAAAUCCAAUCCUUUCUCACCAAGAGGAUUCAAGUCUUGCCUGGGGUCCCUGGCCUCACCUCCUGAACAUCCAGCGCAGCCUGAAGAUCAGCUUGAACCAUUUGAACCUUUCAGAGAGCUUGAUGUAGAGCCUGCAAAUGGAGCCAGCAGUUGUAUUAGUAAUAUUAGCAGCAAGAGUAGUACAAGCAAAGCUAUUUGUUCACAAAGUCAGACUGUCUCGAGCUUCCCUCCCUCUCCAGCCAGAUCUUCUGCCCUGUUGAUGACAUUAUCUUCUCCACGCAGUGUAGGAGUGACAAGAGAAGAUGCAGGAGCCGCAGUAGGAAAGUUAAAUGAAAGUGUAGGAGCUGCAGGAGACACAAAAGAAACGUUUGAAGCUAUUAAAACUCCACAUGCAGGCAUUGGUGCUGUAAAUGGAAUGAGAGGAAGUCCACAAGUCCUCAGAGGAGGCAUGGGAGGGAAGCCCUCGCCUGCCAGCAGACUGGGUUUUGUUGACAGGAAGUGGUUAGAGAGGUGUCAGGUGUUUGGAGAGAUGGGGGCUGAGGAGAGGCCUGGAGCGGGCAACCAAGAGAUAAAGCAGGAGAAAAGAGGAGAUAAAGAAAAGGGAGCCGAAACAGAAGGACAAAUACAAGGAGAGGAGAGUGUUAGCAAAAUGGAAAUGCAUGUAGAGGGAGACCGAGGAGAAGUAAGAGACUCGGGAAAGGAGGAAAAGAUUAAGAGUAUUAGUAGUGACCAAGCGUUAUGUGAGAGUGUAUCAAAAACAUCUGAACAUACAGGAAAAAGCAGAGGAGGGAAAGAAAAAGUAAAAAGAAAGCGAAGUGAGCAAGCAGAAGAAGGACUGACAACGCCUUUAACACCAGAAGAUGACCCUGAGAGGGUUCAGAGAGCUAAAGGUAAGAAGAGAGGCACAAAAAGGCAGCGAGAGGGCGAGAACACCGAGGGAGAGACGAAAGAAGAGGGAGGAGUGAAGAAGAAGCGUAAGAAUGGCAAAAAGAAAGAAGAAGGCUCUGAUGUAAACCCAAGCCCAGGACCAGAGAGAGCAAAGAAAAGGAGAGCCAAGAAGAAAAGUGAGGAAGAUGAAGUGACGGAGGAGGAUAAAGAAACCAAGGCACCAAAAAAGGCUCCUCAGGAGAACUUGUUAGGAGAAAUAGAGGAAGAGUAUGAAGCCAAGAGGAUGCAUCACAGGCAGCCUAUCAAACCCAGAAACACCAAAGGGAUGGAGGGAAACUUUGUGAAGAUCAAUUUGAAGAAGAAAUCUCAUGUGAAAGGAUACGCUCUGAGGGGUGUCGGUCUGCGUAAACAGUUGUACAUGCAGAAGUUCCAGCUGAAAGGCGAGCGAUUCGGUGGAGGUGGUGGAUUUUUUGGCAGAGGAAGGGGAGGUGGAUUCAGAGGUGGAUUUAGAGGUGGAUUCAACCGGCAGGGCGACACCUGCUACAAGUGUGGAGAGACCGGACACUGGGCCAUGAACUGCAAGGGACGAGCUCCUCCCCCUCCUGUUUCUGAAGACCCACCUGCUGAAGAGGAGCCUUUUGAACUGCCCACACUGGAGGAGGUUGCAAGAGCAACAGGGACGCUGAAACCUCAACCACUUGCUGCAUCUCCAAGUGUCAAAGUGGAGCAGCCGUCCCAAGAAUCGGAUAAUAACCAAAAAGACGAGGUCUUGCUGAACGUGAUUCGUCCUGACUAUGAGCGCCCGGCUCCUCCUCCAUCGGUGGAGCCACUUUUCCAACCCAGAGAGGAUGGGAAAGUUCAGGAAACACCACCUGAGGUGUUCGCAGCUCUGAAAGAUCUUGGAUAUCAGUCAUUUAGAGCAGGACAGGAGGAAGCCAUCAUGAGGAUCCUGUCUGGUCUCUCUACCCUCGUCGUGCUCUCUACAGGAAUGGGCAAAUCAUUGUGUUAUCAGCUCCCGGCAUACAUGUACGCUCAGCGAUCACAAAGCAUCACUUUGGUUAUUUCACCUCUAGUCUCACUCAUGGAUGACCAGCUUUCCGGGCUGCCAGGCAAGCUGAAGGCAGCUUGUAUCCACUCCAACAUGACCAUGAAACAGAGAGAAGCUGCAGUAGAGAAGGUGAAGUCAGGCCAGGUGUGUGUGCUGCUCCUCUCUCCUGAGGCUCUGGUUGGUGGAGGUGGUUCUGGUUCAGGGUGUCUGCCCACUGCCCAGGAGCUCCCCCCUGUGGCCUUUGCCUGUAUAGACGAGGCUCACUGUGUGUCAGAGUGGUCGCACAACUUCAGACCCUGCUACCUACGGCUCUGUAAGGUCCUAAGGGAGCGUUUGGGAGUGAAGUGUCUACUGGGACUGACGGCAACGGCCACACUGUCCACCGCUCUGGAUAUCGCCAAACAUCUGGAAAUCUCUGAUCGAGAAGGCGUCGCUGUGCGGUCUGCAGCGGUGCCUCAUAACCUGGUUCUGUCUGUGUCCACGGACAGAGAGAAGGAUCAGGCUUUAGUGUCCUUGUUGAAAGGUGAUCGCUUCGGUUGUCUGGACUCCAUCAUUGUCUACUGCACCCGACGUGAGGAGACAACUCGCUUGGCAGCGCUGCUCAGGACUUGCCUGCAGGGGGUGCUGUUGAAAGAAAACAAAUUCAACAGCAGCAGUGAGACACAACACAACCCGAUGGGGCAGAAGAAGAAAGAUCUUGCCAGAAAAAAGAUCCGUAAACCUCUGAAAUGGCAGGCGGAGUCCUACCACGCAGGCCUGUCGGCAUCAGAGCGCCGUCGUGUGCAGAACAACUUCAUGUGCGGGGAGCUCAGAAUCGUGGUGGCCACUGUGGCGUUCGGCAUGGGCCUAGAUAAAUCAGACGUCCGUGGGAUCGUUCACUACAACAUGCCGAAGAGCUUUGAAAGCUAUGUUCAGGAGAUUGGAAGAGCAGGAAGAGAUGGAAAUCCAGCUCACUGUCACCUCUUUCUGGACCCUGAGGGUGGAGAUCUCCAUGAGCUGCGACGUCAUAUCUAUGCAGACACAGUGGACUACUACACGGUCAAGAAACUGGUGCAGAAGGUUUUCCCUCCUUGUAAAUGUAAACAGAUACACCAGAGACAACAGGAACUUGUGACGGACAUUGAAGACUCAGAGCUGAUGGAAUUGAUGGACGUGUGUGAUCAGGAGAGCAGCAUGAAUGCUACUGUUCAGCAGGAGAUGGAAAGUACAGAGACACCACCAGCAGUGUCCACAGCACCCAAUAAAACACAGUUAACAGUGGAGCAGGAAAAAUCGGAUACUGACAUAACAGAGGGGCCCCAUCUUGAAGACAAGGAAGAAGGCAAGGAAGAAGGCAAGGAAGAAGGCAAGGAAGAAGGCAAGGAAGAAGGCAAGGAAGAAGGCAAGGAAGAAGGCAAGGAAGAAGGCAAGGAAGAAGGCAAGGAAGAAGGCAAGGAAGAAGGCAAGGAAGAAGACAAGGAAGAGGUGGUAGAGGAGGAGGCAGUUAAACCUGAGGAAGCUGGCAGUUCCACAAAGCACAAGGAUGUAGAGGUGAAAGGAGAAGGCGAUUGGCUGAGAGAGCAGGAAGAUGAAAGCAGUGACUGGCCUGAAGAACGAGUGUGUCACACGCACGAGAGAGCGAUUCCAAUCCAAGAUACUGUUGAAGCUCUGGACAUCACAGAGGAAGGUGUAGAAACGCUUCUCUGCUAUCUGGAGCUGCAUCCUCAGCGCUUUGUCGAACUCCUUCACCCCACGCUGUCUGUGUGUAAAAUCAGCUGUUACGAGGGACCAAGACAGCUGCAGAAAAUCACUAAAAUUUGCCCUCCCAUGGCCGUGGUGUUGGCCAGAAUGCGGAUGGCGGGUGAGCGAGUGGAGUCAUGUGAUCAGCUUGAGUUUGAUGUCGUUGAGGUGGCCGACACGAUGGGAUGGCAGCUUCCUCUCGUGAAGAGAGGACUCAGACAGCUCCAGUGGAGCACCAGCAGAGGUGGUGGACGCAGCGGAGUCCAGGUUGAGUUCUCCUCUGUGUCUUUCUACUUUCGCUCCUAUGGCGACCUCAGUGAUGAGGAGUGGGACAGAGUGUGUCAGUUCCUCCACAACCGAGUGCAGAACCAAGAGAGGACGCAACUCUACCAGCUGUCUGCCUGCUUCAAGGCUUUUAAAAGUGUUGCAUACAACAGUGUCUUGUCCUGUGUCGAUGACCUGGACGAGAGUCGCAGUCUCCAGCUGAAAAACCUUCUCUCUGAGUACUUUGAUAAGAGACGGGAUAGAAGCCAGAUGCUUGCACCAGUGGACAUCGAGGAGCUUGACAAAUAUAAAUUGUUGGACUGGGAGAAUCAGAUAAGAGCUGACAUUAGGAGUUUUCUCUCCAACCGGAGUGAUGAGAAGUUCUCUGGGAGAGCUGUUGCCAGAAUCCUGCACGGCAUAAGCAGUCCUUGUUUUCCUGCUCAAGUGUAUGGCAGAGACAGACGCUACUGGAGGAAGUACAUCCAGUUUGACUUCAACCAGCUGAUCAGACUGGCCACUCAGGAGAUCAUUCGCUUCAAGUGAAGGAUCUGACUCUUUUUCUUCAACACAAGCUUUGAGGAGAUUUUAUUCCUCAAAUCACUUCAUGAUGUCAGAUUAUUUAAUCUGUGAUGUUUUCUACAUCGUAAAGUCUUUAGAUGUAAAAAGUUUAAAUAUUAGUUUGUUUUGUUGGCUGAUUAAAUAAAAUAUUUCUAUUUUUCUAA